CUUGAGGGAAGGAAGAAGUGAUACGCACUUGCACCCUGUAGACUGUCACAUCAGAAUGGGUGUCACUACCAAAUCUUUGAGGCUCUGCUUGAUCUUCAGCACCCUGUGCCUGGCUGCCAUCAAUGGCUUCAACCCUGACAACAUCAGAGAUGCUCUGCUCAAAAAACUCAACCUCCAAGAGGUUCCCAAACUGGAGAAAAGAGACGUUGAGAACCUGGUGAUCCCUAGGCACAUCCAAGCCAAAUACAUGUCUAUGCUGCACAGUCACAGAGAGAGGAAGAGGAGAUCACUGCCCAGCUUGGCUGGCAUCCUCAGGGGCAUCUCAGGCAAUGCAGAUAUUUCUGGGGAGAUUCUAUACUCAGACUCCAGCAAGCAGACCAUGGUCUUUGGAAUGGAGUCCCGUAUUCCAGAGAACAGUGAGGUGACCAUGGCUGAACUCAAGCUCUUCAAGAAACCCCCUAAAAUCAUGAACGUCCCAGAGAGGAGAUUCCACCGACCAGUCAGCAAUGCCAGAGUCAGUGUGUAUUAUGUAGAGAUAUUGAAAGAUGGGACCAACAGAACCUCCCUGGUGGACUCUAGGCUUGUGCCAAUUAUGGAGUCAGGCUGGAGGAGCUUUGAUGUGACCCAGGCUGUGCAUUACUGGAUGAAAAGUGGCGGACAUUCAUCGAUGCACUUAGAGAUCCACGUGGAUGGUGAACGACAUGGAAGUCAUGCAUCUGAGAUGGCAAAAAUGGUUCGUUUCACCACCCAGAGCCCAUCAGACAACUCUCUGGGAAAACCAGAACUUGUCUUGUUCACUCUCAACCUUGAUGAGCAUGGGGCCCGUGGAGACUGUUCAGCAUCAGGUGCUAAAAAAGACAACAUCUGCUGCAGAGAGGAAUAUUUCAUUAACUUUCGGGAGCUUACCUGGACACAGUACUGGAUUAUUGAGCCAGCAGGAUAUAAUGCUUUUCGGUGCGCAGGAAGUUGCAAGCAACCAAAGUACCCCUUGUCUCAUCACUAUGGAGAGAGAAUGUGCGCCGUGGUGGAAAGUGCCCCACUGCCCGUUAUGUACCUGGUCAAAAAGGGAGACUACACGGAAAUCGAAGUGGCAGAAUUCCCCAAUAUGAUUGUGGAAAAAUGCGGUUGCACAAUGGACAAUAUCGCUAUAAUAUGAGGAAUGGCAGCACUGAGUUCUUGCAGAUCUGCUGUGUGUAGUACUUGCAAAUGUGCUCUUAGUAAGCAGGCAUGUCUGUAGUGCUGGCAGGAGCCCAUUAUAUAUAGUAGAACUGUGCACCUUUUGGCCUCUCCAGCUGUCAAAAGGGUGCUGGGAGUUGUGCUUUAACAGCAACUGAAGGGAUGCCGUUUGGCCAAACGAAUGUAAUGUGUGCCCUACUAUCACCAUCUUGCCUUACUGACAAGUGUUACUACUAUAGGUGCUGCUGCACAUUAAAAAAAGUUGCCUUCCCCAGACUUUAUCUGCUUCAAAGGGAUGUGGAAGGCACAGGGCAGAUGCCCCUGCUUGCACCCACCCUGAUGAACGCUCUGUUAGUAACUGAACCAUAAACCUAUGGUUUAACCUAGUGCAAAUAUCACCGCUCCUUCUGGGAGUUUAUAAAAGCAACGACAAUUUCCGAUCUCAGUGAUCAGAAUGGCAGAAUGAUAGAAGCAUUUAGAGAAGCACUUACCUGUAAAUAGACUGAUAUAGAUAUUUAUCUCUCGUUGACUUGGCCACACUGCGGCAUGGAGAUGGCUCAUAAAAUAUGAAUUUGACAGAGGUAUUUCUAUUGGAUGAUCAUUGCAGCAUAUUUUUUCAAUUAUAUAUAUAUAUAAAGAAAACAGAAACUUUAAUCAAACAAUAAAGUUUGUGAUGAAACUA
Messenger RNA from Xenopus laevis (African clawed frog), 1858 nucleotides. It is a transcript of the gene lefty1.L, whose product is annotated as left-right determination factor L homeolog. The record is from RefSeq and is marked provisional. Gene Ontology annotation, biological process: BMP signaling pathway; anterior/posterior axis specification. Lineage: Eukaryota; Metazoa; Chordata; Amphibia; Anura; Pipidae. Gene Ontology annotation, cellular component: extracellular region. Gene Ontology annotation, molecular function: growth factor activity; cytokine activity; transforming growth factor beta receptor binding.